This is a messenger RNA of Gasterosteus aculeatus aculeatus (three-spined stickleback), 3422 nucleotides long. It is a transcript of the gene mc1r, whose product is annotated as melanocortin 1 receptor. Gene Ontology annotation, cellular component: membrane. The record is from RefSeq and is a predicted model, not a curated record. NCBI's taxonomy places the organism in Eukaryota, Metazoa, Chordata, Actinopteri, Perciformes, Gasterosteidae. Gene Ontology annotation, molecular function: melanocyte-stimulating hormone receptor activity. Gene Ontology annotation, biological process: G protein-coupled receptor signaling pathway.
UCAGGAUCCUGCAUCCCCCUCAGAAGCGCCCAACAGUCUCCGAUUCCCGGCGCAGCGGCCCGAGUCAACAGCGGCAGAGGGGCGAGUGGCGAGGGGAGGCGCGUGGUUUGACGCAGAGGGGAAAUUGAUGGACCUGCUUGCUGGGAGAGUUGCAUCCAUCCAAGAACCAGAAGACUCGCGAGGAGACGCACUUUCCACACGGACGAGCGCUCAAACUGCCAGGAAUGAAUUUGACGGACUGGCUGUGGUUUACCGGUUCAUGUUGGAAACAGCCACAAAAACAACUUGAAAACUUGCUGACUGACAUAAAUCCAGUAGGACAGCCUGUAAAAAAAAAAAAAAGUUAAGUCAUCAUUCAGAGGUCGGACAUGGAAUUGACCAACAGGUCCCGUCUUGGCCCCUCCAUCUACCACAUGGAGCUCAGCCCACAAGAUUACUUUAUGGAGGACAACGAAACGAACUCCACCGCUGGAGAGCGGAACGGCUGCGUGCAGAUCCGCAUCCCGCAGGAGCUCUUCCUGGCGCUGGGGCUCAUCAGCCUGAUGGAGAACAUCCUGGUGGUCCUUGCCAUCCUCAAGAACCGCAACCUGCACUCUCCCAUGUACUACUUCAUCUGCUGCCUGGCUGUGUCUGACAUGCUGGUGAGUGUGAGCAACGUGGUGGAGACCAUCUUCAUGCUCCUCAACGACCACGGCCUGAUGGACGUGCACCCCGGCAUGCUGCGCCACCUGGACAACGUCAUCGACGUGAUGAUCUGCAGCUCCGUGGUGUCCUCGCUCUCCUUCCUUUGCACCAUCGCUGCGGAUCGCUACAUCACCAUCUUUUACGCGCUGCGCUACCACAACAUCAUGACCACGCAGCGCGCAGUCAUUAUAAUCGGUCUGGUGUGGUUGGCCAGUAUCACCUCCAGCAUCCUCUUCAUCGUGUACCACACCGACAUCGCUGUCAUCGUGUGCCUCGUCACGUUCUUCUGCGCCACCCUGGUGUUCAACGCCGUGCUGUACCUCCACAUGUUCUUCCUGGCCCACGUGCACUCCAGGCGCAUUAUAGCUUUCAAUAAAAACCGGCGCCAAUCCACGAGCAUGAAGGGAGCCAUGACCCUCACCAUCCUGCUCGGGGUCUUCAUUGUAUGCUGGGGCCCGUUCUUCCUCCAUCUCAUCCUCAUCCUCACCUGCCCCACCAGCCCCUUCUGCAAUUGUUUCUUCCGAAACUUCAAUCUCUUCCUCAUCCUCAUCAUCUGCAAUUCGCUAAUCGACCCGCUCAUCUACGCGUACCGGAGCCACGAGCUGCGUAGAACCCUGCGGGAGCUCGUCCUGUGCUCGUGGUGCUUCGGGGUGUGACAGCGUGUGGGAGAACCAGUGCAUCAGGAAUGUCUCCAAAAGGCCUUCUAAGACAUAAACCGCGACUGAUGAGAGCGUGAACCUGAGCGGAUUGGACUGUAUAACUUGUGUGCAUCACGUAGUGGAUUUUAAGGUUAAGUGUAUUUACACACAAUCCGUCUAUGGUAAAGAUUUACGGUUCCACACAAUUCACUGGACACUGAAAUUCUUGGUCUUUUAAAAAAUGCACAAGCUGGCAAGCCUUUUAUUCUUGUUAUUCAAAUCUUUCCCUCACCAAAUGUACUUGAAUUCGCUGGUAUAAACUGCCCUCAUUUCUUCAGAAAUGUGUUAUUUGCUUCAACUAAUUUUUCAUGCUGCUGGCACUAGUUUAGAAAGGAAACUGAAAACCUUCUCUGUUGACAUGUUAGCGUUGUUGCCGCGGUGUGUGCAGUUUGUUGGGCACAGAGAUUAAUUUAGAGACAUUUCCAUCUAUGGAGCCUGCUCGUGUUUAUAGCAGAUCAAUUUCUGAGGGUGCUUAUAACAAAACUUGACGCUUUACGAAACAAGAUUUGGCGUGUAAUGCUUGCAUUAUAUUAUGGUGUUAAGCAAUUUAUAGCAAAUGUUAGUGUUUGAUGAUACCAAUGCCUCCCCUUGCAUAAUUGUAAGCCUUCCAUUUCCCAACUAUUUCAAAAUCCAUCCCUAUUCCAUCCUGGCAACUUCGUCCUAAAAAGAUAUGCAUUUACUCCAAUAUUCUAAUUGCUGGAUGUAAUAUAAUCUGAUUCAUUUUGUGAUGCAUUGGCUAUGAUCAUUCCUCAAGCACGGCAAGAGAAAUGGGCAGAUAUUAAAGAGAAAAGUGUCCUUUCAAUGACAUGACAUCAAACUCUCGUUGCAGUCUAAUUAUCGGCGUUGUGGGUAUAACUCUGCAUACCAAAAAUAAAUGUCUGGAUAACUGAAGGAGGAAAUAUGGUUGGAAUCACAUGGCCUGCCUGGCUUGAUACUCGAGGCCCGGGGCACAAGAAGGUUUAUGAGAGAAGCCAAAUCAAAGUAAUACUUUGAAUGGUUCUCUGAGAUCUGCUUACAACGCGGACUUCUGAACGAUUUAGGCCUGACCUCAGCUUUUCGGGACAAACAAGUGGCACUUUGAGCCUGCUUAUUCAAUUAAUAAUUCUAUAUCUAAAUCCCACAAAUGCUAAAAUGCAACAUAUCAAACAACCAUGAGUCCGCCUGGACUGGGUACACGCUACCAAGAGAUUUAGAUCGAACUGCCCUGAAAUGUGCUGUGAGAUCCAACCUAUUUCUCUUGCAUGUAAGAAUCUCUACUUAUUCUUUAUCUACUUUUUAUUUCUUGAUUAUUCUAUGACAUCACAUUAUUUAUUGAUCCCAAGGAUUCGUUGUAAAUAGGACUUGACUUUUAGACCCAAAGUGAUCUUGAUAAAUCCUGAAAUUUAGCCUUAUGUCUGUAUUUGAGCCAAAACGUGUAUUGUUGCUCCCCAUUAAAUUGUUGGGGUACAAGGGGAGUUGUUCUCAUAUUAUGGAAAAAGACUCCCAUGAUCAAGCUGUCAUAGAUAAGAUAAGAAAUAAUUCAACUUUACUGGUUAAACGACAGCAACCAAGGGUGAAAUGCAUAUGUGUGAAAUGGAUAUGUGUUAUAUAUAUUGUUUGUUACGUACACAGUCCCCACUGUUCGCUACGGAAGUUGCCGUCAUUUUCCUCAAGUCAAUUAACUAAUUUUUUGAGUAUUAUUGAUGUUACUUUUAGUUCAACGCUAUACAUUAUAAAUGAGUUUGUAGGGUUUUCUUCUUUGCCUGGGAAUUGGUAAUGAACAGCGUGUCUCUGUAUCUGCUUUAUCAUUCUCUAAUAUUCUAUAAUGUCUCUAUAAUCUCCGGUUUUAACAACACACAAAAAAAGCAACUCAUAACUUGAAAUUAACUUUGUUGUACAGGUAUUUUACAGAAGGAGUAUGUGUGUUGUAUGUAAUCCUUGGUGUUGUUUACACUCUCUCUCUUUGUCUCAAAUAAAGAGGCCAAAAAGAAUAUAUGUGGUAAAUCAAUUAAUGAAGGAAACAGUUUGGGUGUUAUUAAAUUUCAUUAUAGUGUUAUAAUC